Molecule: messenger RNA, 2424 nt
Organism: Acanthosepion pharaonis
Lineage: Eukaryota; Metazoa; Mollusca; Cephalopoda; Sepiida; Sepiidae
Source: the annotation of a GenBank genome assembly
AUGAGAUUUUUUGUCGACCAUUCUUUCUUUUCCCAUUUUUUUCCCAUUUUUUCGCCUUUCUUUCUUUUCCCAUUUUUUCGCCUUUCUUUCUUUCUUUUUUUUCCAUUUUUUUUUUUUUCCCCUUUUUUUUCUUUCUUUUCCCAUUUUUUUCGCCUUUCUUUCUUUUCCCAUUUUUUUCCCAUUUUUUUCCCCUUUUUUUCUUUUUUUCUUUUUUUUUUCCCAUUUUUUUCGCCUUUUUCGCUUUCUUUCUUUUCCCAUUUUUUUUUUUUUCUUUUUUUUCCCAUUUUUUUUCGCCUUUCUUUCUUUUCCCAUUUUUUCGCCUUUUUCUUUCUUUUCCCCAUUUUUUUUCGCCUUUCUUUCUUUUCCCAUUUUUUUUUUUUCUUUCUUUUCCCCAUUUUUUUUUCGCCUUUCUUUCUUUCUUUUCCAUUUUUUUUCGCCUUUCUUUCUUUUCCCAUUUUUUUUUUCGCCUUUCUUUCUUUUCCCAUUUUUUUUUUCGCCUUUUCUUUCUUUUCCCAUUUUUUUCGCCUUUCUUUCUUUUCCCAUUUUUUCGCCUUUCUUUCUUUUCCCAUUUUUUUUCGCCUUUUCUUUUCCCAUUUUUUUUCAUUUUUUUUCCCAUUUUUUUCGCUUUUUUUUUUCCAUUUUUUUUUUUUUUUUCCCAUUUUUUCCCAUUUUUUCUUUUCCCAUUUUUUUCGCCUUUCUUUCUUUUCCCAUUUUUUUCGCCUUUCUUUCUUUUCCCAUUUUUUUCGCCUUUCUUUCUUUUCCCAUUUUUUUCGCCUUUUUCUUUUUUUUUUUUCUUUUCCAUUUUUUCGCCUUUCUUUCUUUUCCCAUUUUUUUUCCUUUUUCUUUCUUUUCCCAUUUUUUUUUCUUUUCUUUCUUUUCCCAUUUUUUUCGCCUUUUUUUUUUUUUCCCAUUUUUUCGCCUUUCUUUCUUUUUUUCAUUUUUUUUCGCCUUUUUUUCUUUUCCCAUUUUUUUCCCAUUUUUUUUCUUUUUUUUUUUCCCCCAUUUUUUCGCCUUUCUUUCUUUUCCCAUUUUUUUCGCCUUUCUUUCUUUUCCAUUUUUUUUUCUUUCUUUCCCAUUUUUUUCGCCUUUUCCCAUUUUUUCGCCUUUCUUUCUUUUCCCAUUUUUUUUUCCCCUUUCUUUCUUUUCCCCAUUUUUUUCGCCUUUCUUUCUUUUCCCAUUUUUUUUCGCCUUUUUUCUUUCUUUUUUUGCCAUUUUUUUUUCCAUUUUUUCGCCUUUCUUUCUUUUCCCAUUUUUUUUCGCCUUUCUUUCUUUUCCCAUUUUUCGCCUUUCUUUCUUUUCCCAUUUUUUUUUUUUCUUUCUUUUCCCAUUUUUUCUUUUUCCAUUUUUUUCGCCUUUUCUUUCUUUUCCCCAUUUUUUUCGCCUUUCUUUCUUUUCCCAUUUUUUUUCCUUUCUUUCUUUUCCCAUUUUUUUCGCCUUUCUUUCUUUUCCCAUUUUUUUUUCCCAUUUUUUUUCUUUUCUUUUUCCCAUUUUUUCGCCUUUCUUUCUUUUUUUUUUUCGCCUUUUUUUUUUUUUUUUUCUUUCUUUUUUUCCCAUUUUUUUCGCCUUUCUUUUCUUUUCCAUUUUUUUUUCGCCUUUCUUUCUUUUCCCAUUUUUUUCGCCUUUCUUUCUUUUCCCAUUUUUUUCGCCUUUUCUUUUUUUUCCCAUUUUUUUCGCCUUUCUUUUCUUUUUUCCCAUUUUUUUUUCCUUUUUUUUUUCUUUUCUUUUUCCAUUUUUUUUUUCUUUCUUUUUUUCCAUUUUUUUUCGCCUUUCUUUCUUUUCCCAUUUUUUUCGCCUUUCUUUCUUUUCCCAUUUUUUUCGCCUUUCUUUCUUUUCCCAUUUUUUUCGCCUUUCUUUCUUUUCCCAUUUUUUUCGCCUUUCUUUCUUUUCCCAUUUUUUUCGCCUUUCUUUCUUUUUCCCAUUUUUUUUCGCUUUCUUUCUUUUCCCAUUUUUUUCCAUUUCUUUUUUUCCCCAUUUUUUUUCUUUCUUUCUUUUCCCAUUUUUUUCGCCUUUUCUUUCCCAUUUUUCCCAUUUUUUUCGCCUUUCCAUUUUUUUUUUUUUCGCCUUUCUUUCUUUUCCCAUUUUUUUCGCCUUUCUUUCUUUUCCCAUUUUUUUCGCCUUUCUUUCUUUUCCCAUUUUUUUCGCCUUUCUUUCUUUUCCCAUUUUUUUCGCCUUUCUUUCUUUUCCCAUUUUUUUCGCCUUCCAUUUACGUCUCUUUUCCCCCCGUUUUCUAACCCUUUUUUAACCUUUCGUUUUCUUUUGACUAAUAUAUUUCUUUUUUUUUUACUGUGGAAAAGCUCUUUUUAUUUUGGAGGUGUUUUUAGGGCGUUAUUAUUGUGUGUUUUUAGUGGUGCACUUUUGUCCUUUUCUUUCGUCUUUCUUUUGAUUUUUCAUUUACUAAGCAUCUUCUAUUUCUUCACUCUUUAA